AUGUCGUUGUCCAGCCUAGCCAACUUCUGUGCCCAUUUAAAAAACUGCACGAACGUGAAUAUUGGCCUUACGUCAGUGCCUUUAUCUAGGUUGCAUUUGCAGGUUGCCCUCAACUUAUACAAGGAAGGCUUCCUCUCGUCUAUACAAAGAGGCUCAACAGCUGGACCAGAUGAAAAGCCUGUCGAUGUCACCCCUGACAACAUAGCGACCCGCCGUUUGUGGUUGGGCAUAAAAUACAGAAACAAUCUUCCAGUUAUCAGAGAUCUUUCAUUGGUUUCCAAGCCAGGCAGAAAGGUCAACUUGAGUACAACUGAGGUCAAGGCCUUGGCCUCUGGUUUCCCUGUCAGAUUCAUCAAACCACUCCAACCUGCUGAGUGUAUAUUCCUAAGAACAGAAGACAACGAGGUUGUGGAGAUCCAGGAGGCUGCAAAGAGAGACUUGCAAGGAUUGGCCUUGUGCAGAGUCAAAUAA
This is a messenger RNA of Candidozyma pseudohaemuli, 471 nucleotides long. Its product is annotated as mitochondrial 37S ribosomal protein MRPS8. Lineage: Eukaryota; Fungi; Ascomycota; Pichiomycetes; Serinales; Metschnikowiaceae. The record is from RefSeq and is a predicted model, not a curated record. Bases 1 to 471 code for a protein of 156 amino acids. Gene Ontology annotation, molecular function: structural constituent of ribosome. The transcript has a single exon. Gene Ontology annotation, cellular component: ribosome. Gene Ontology annotation, biological process: translation.